CUGUUUAAGGAGCUGGAGCUGUUAAGCUAGGCUACCACCAGCCCAUAAACAUAAACACACACUGCACAUUUCUCUCUAAUUGUCAUAAGCCAGCAAACAGGAUUCUGUUACUGGUUUUCAUAGUGCGCCUGUGGUGUUUGAAAAAUUAUUCGUUUGAACCUCCUCGAUCUUACCUAAAGCCAACCACUCCUACACAUCCAAGUCUUCCAAAUUGAUAUAUGACAAUAUCUACUUUCGAUCACGUGUCUGCGGGGCGACUUAGACGGAUUGCGCGUCAUCUCGCCUUCCCAAAUUUUUCCCUUCUGCUGCAGCUCGUAUCCAAAACAUCUAUCUAUAGCACGGAGUACGAGAGAGAGUGAAAGAUGUUUAACUCUGUGAAUCUGGGCAACUUCUGCUCCCAGACGCGCAAAGACCGGACAUCCGAGUUUGGGGACAGGACUGGCUGCGCGUCCAACAUCUACCUCCCCAGCUGCACCUACUACGUCCCCGAGUUUUCCGCCGUCUCCUCGUUUCUUCCACAGGCCCCGUCCCGGCAAAUCAGCUAUCCUUACUCCACAAACCUCUCUCAAGUGCAGCCGGUGCGGGAAGUUUCAUACGGCUUAGACCCAGCGAGUAAAUGGCACCACCGGAGCAACUAUGCAUCGUGCUACUCGGGAGAGGAUCUGGUGCAUAGGGACUGUCUUCCACCAUCCACCAUGACAGAAAUGCUCAUGAAGAACGAGAGCGUGUACAGCCACCACCAUCACCAUCACAGCCACCCGGGCUCCAAUCACCCCUCCACAGGUUUUUACUCCGGCGUGGGGAAAAACAGCGUCCUUCCGCAGGGUUUCGACCGCUUUUUCGAGACCGCAUACUGCAGCAGCACGGACAAUCAGUCAGACAAUUGUUUACAAAAGGGCGAAGGGGGGAAGCUGGAAAGCGACUCCCAGCAGCAGCAGCAGCAGCAGCAGCAGCAGCAGCAGCAGCAGUCGUCCACAGCCUCCGUACCCGGAGCUCCGGAGCAGGACAAAGAACCGGAGGAUGAGGAGGAACAUACAAAUUCAGGCUCGUGCACUUCUUCCUCCGCGACAACCAAGGACGGCAGCGCCAGCAAGAGCAGCCACUCGAGCACUCCCCGCACAAGGAAGAAGAGGUGUCCGUAUUCCAAGUUCCAGAUCCGGGAGCUGGAGCGGGAGUUCUUCUUCAACGUUUACAUCAACAAAGAGAAGAGGCUUCAGUUGUCCAGAAUGCUCAACCUCACCGACCGCCAGGUUAAAAUCUGGUUUCAGAAUAGAAGAAUGAAAGAGAAGAAGCUGAGCAGAGAUCGGCUGCAGUAUUUCUCUGGAAAUCCCCUAUUGUGAGCCGAGCAGGGAGCGUGUCACGGUCUUGGGUCAGUGACAUUAAGGCCGACUCUAAUCUCAUCGAAUUGUAAUCCUGGGCAUAAGCCUUCUAUUUUCUUCUAAAGGAGCCCAUCUCACCUACAGUGCAAUGUUAAAGAGGACAGUGGACAGAGUGAAGCAGGCCAGCAGUGGGGAUGAAGUCGCCAUUUUCUCGCCGCCCUGCAGGCGGCCAAGAAUUUGUAGCAGAUCCCUAGAAAGGCCUACGUGGUUAGAAUAAUCAUUUAUAUGCUGUUCUUGAAUAUGUCCCUCUAUUUAUCACGACUCUCCAUUGUGUUUAUCCUCUUGUUCAUAUAUACAUAUUUGUUAAUAAUAUCAAAUGUAAACGAACAGUUCGAAAUCCUUUUACCCCCCUCGCCCCUCCUGUCUCCCCUCCUGUCUCCCCUCCUGUCUCCCCUCCUGUCUCUCCCCCCCUCGUUCCUCUCUGGUCCAUGUAUAUAGCAAAUUCUUAUCUAAUUAUUUCUUCGGCCAGAGGAUAUACAGUAUGAGCGACUUCUAUCAAAUCUCCAAGGCUGCAUUUAUUUCUUCGGUGAGAACUGUGACGUCCAAU
This is a messenger RNA of Cynoglossus semilaevis (tongue sole), 1926 nucleotides long. RefSeq names its product homeobox C11a (gene hoxc11a). Gene Ontology annotation, cellular component: nucleus. The record is from RefSeq and is a predicted model, not a curated record. The transcript has 2 exons. Gene Ontology annotation, biological process: anatomical structure development; regulation of transcription by RNA polymerase II. NCBI's taxonomy places the organism in Eukaryota, Metazoa, Chordata, Actinopteri, Pleuronectiformes, Cynoglossidae. Gene Ontology annotation, molecular function: RNA polymerase II cis-regulatory region sequence-specific DNA binding; DNA-binding transcription factor activity, RNA polymerase II-specific. Bases 363 to 1340 code for a protein of 325 amino acids.